AUGAGUAGUCUAAAUAUUUCAAUAGAUAUAGAUACAGAUGACAAUGACUUUGUUUGUUUAGAUCAUAGAAAAACAUUUGAAAUCAUUUGUCAUCAAUGUAAUCUAUUAUUGUGUUCAAAAUGCUCCACAGAUCAUAAUAAACAAUAUGAACACAAUAGCUUUUGUGAUCAUAUCAAUGAUAUCAAACAAUCAUUAUAUAAAUAUCAAUCACAUUCAGAGUCAUUAUUAUUAGAAAAACUAACAACUGAAAAUAAUAAUAACAAAAAUAAUAAUAGUAAAAGUAUAUUUGAAAAAAAUAGAAUAUUAGAAGUAUGGGAAACAAUCAAAUCAUCAAAUUCAUAUUUCAGAAAGUUAGAAUCAACUGAAUCAGAGAUCAAGGACCACUUUCAUCAGAUGCAUCAAUAUCUGGUUGUUGAAGAGCAACGUUAUCAGCAACCAAUCCAAGAAAGUAAAUCAAAGACACUCGAGACAAUCAAGAAUAAUAUUGAAGAGUUAAAACAUAUCGUUAAUAUCAUCAAUUUAGAAGGUAGUACCAGAUAUGAGUCCGAUAUUGAUCAAUCUAGUGACAAGAGUGAUGAAGAUGAUUAUAAUAACUCUGCAGAUACAACAGACAGCUAUUCAAUAGAAUCAAUCAUGGAGUCACUUGAUCGUAACCAUUCACUUUUAUGUUUUAUCGAAUCAAAAGAUAAAACAGUAUUCGAUAUUAGUGGGUGCAAUGGCAGGUCAUCAUACAAAGAUAUAGAGUCACUGAUUCUACAUUCAAUUCAAAUGUAUAAUCAACAGUUUAAGAAAUCAUAUGUCAAACCCAAUCCACCUCCCGACUACCAAUUGUACACUGAACCAAUCAAUACGACCAUGAUCAAACAAGUGGUAGAUCAAUCAAUCAAUCUUUCAAUUAAACAACCAUCUCACUUGAAAAAUAUAUACAGUAUACCAGGUUUUGUACAUUCACCACCGUUACUACCAGACACCCAUUUAUUCUUCGCACAUCAAGACAAAGGAGCUAUUAUCUGGGAUUUUAGAAGUAAAACUUCAAAAUACCUUCACUUUGACUUUGAUUUUACCAAUACUCAAAGUUCAAUCGUAUCAGUUGGUGAGCAUCUCUAUGUUUUUGGUGGUUCAAACAAUCUUGAUAAAUACAUGAUAAUCUCAAAAAAAACAUUAAAAGGCAAAAUACACAUGUUACCUCUUGAUGAUAGUAGCAACUCUUGGAUAUCAGCAUGCCAUGAUGGCAAGAAUCACAUAUAUCUUGUCAAGACAUUGCCAAAAUUACAAAUGAUGACUAUCACUCUCUAUGAUAUAAAAUCAAUGAAAUUUGAACAACAACACAGAUUUAUUGGUGCAAAUUCUCAAAUUAUGUCCGUUUUUUAUAAUGGAUUGUUUUAUUCGUUCUCGAAAAAUCAGGAUAACAUAUUGAUACUCGAUCCAAUCAAAGGAACACAUAAAUUCUUUAAGACACUCAAAUUUAAGGAAACACUGGCAGCAUGCACCGAUGGCGUUGGCAAUGUCUUUCUUCACUCUGAAGAAUUAUUCAUUCGUAUAAAUCUUGAUCAUAUGAAAUUAUUUACUCUUUCGCCUGUCAAAAUUAAUAGUAAAGUACAGGACAAUGCAGCCAAGCCACAAACACUUUCAAUGACCUAUUACAGAUCAUCUGACAAAGAGCACUUCAUUUUCCUUUUUGGUUCACCUUCAACUCAAAGAUAUUCAAUCGAAACAAAUACAUGGUUACCCGAUGUUUUUUCCAGUUACCAAAUAUAUAAAAACAGUCUGUGUCCUACGAUUACCUAUCAAAUUUAA
This is a messenger RNA of Heterostelium album PN500, 1797 nucleotides long. Its product is annotated as kelch repeat-containing protein. The transcript has a single exon. Bases 1 to 1797 code for a protein of 598 amino acids. Gene Ontology annotation, molecular function: zinc ion binding. The record is from RefSeq and is a predicted model, not a curated record. Lineage: Eukaryota; Evosea; Eumycetozoa; Acytosteliales; Acytosteliaceae.